UUGUGAGAAGGGACGGGACCAGUCUAAAUGUGCAUGUGCAUCUUCCAGCCGGAAAAUAGAAACACAGAAAUUUUAUCUCUUUCCCUCGACGAAUGACCAUUUAUUUAUUCCUCGACUGACGGCAUCGGAAAACCAGCCACUUUUCUAACUCGUGGUUCAAGAUGGAAGAAAUCCCUUUCAAGGUUGUAACCCGGAAGAGAAGGGCGAGGAAUGCUACAGCAUGCGAACCAAGGAACAAGAAUCAUGGUAUUGCGGAUGAUGAGGAAUCACAUGUACACACUACAGUGGAACACGAAGUUGCCGUGGAUGUACUGUCAAAGAAAGUUUUACAAGAAAGAGUUGAUCUUCUCUGCAGUGACUUUGUGGCCAGAUACAUGCACGAUCUCCAUCUGGCUCUGCGUACAAGUCGCUCCUACCUUUCAGAACCUAGCAUCGACAGCUGCUGCCCUCUACUGGACCAUAAUAAUGGUUCUGAGGAAGAUUGUCCUCCAGCCAAUUCAGAGCUAGGCUCUUGUCGGAUACGUGCUGAUGAAAGCAGGCACGAAGACACAAGCAAAGUUGCUUCGAUGGAGGCACUCUCAGUUGGCGUAGAUGAACUAGGAAUUACUGAGAUAGUCUGCUAUGGCCUUGGGCACGUCUCAUCAUGUCCCAUUGCACGUCUGCAACUCUGUUUGCUUUCCAUAAUGAGGGAGCUACUACAGGUUAAAUGUAUUGCUUUUGAUCCAAUUUUCACUGCAUCUGAGAAGGCGUAUCUGACACAGCAAGGAAUAUCGCUCAUAGAAAAGAAUGAGGAAGGAAGGAGGCGGGCUUGCAAUGGGGGAACCCUGUUCUUCAUGCCACAUUGUGACAAGCCACUCUAUAGCAAUCUGCUGUGUGCGAACUGGGAACCAGAGCACCUGUCACGCGUAAUUCUCGUAGGCAACAGUUUUCGCAACAUGGCCGAGAAUCUGCCUUGUAGAAAGUUGCAAGAACUAGCGCCUUUUGUGUUGAAGGUACUGCCCCACGUUGUGGAGAUCCCAGUUAAGAACAACCAUCGGUUCAACGACGUUUUCAACGACCUGUCGAUCCACAUCUUUCCAGGGGAGAGACUUAAACGGCUGCCAUGUGUAUUCUGGGAUAGCGUGCCGGACAAUGGCUCUUUCGGCAAGGUGAAUGGGUAGCACAGGUGACAAUUCAGUGUGACAGUCGGUCGAGUGAUUAGACCUUUCAUCUGUGCACCUUCACAGGUGUAAACUGAUAGUUACGACUAGUCUGUGCGCAGUUUUUAAACUUGGAACACCAUAAACUUGUCAGUGUUGCUUUGUUAUAUUGUAGUAGUGUUGAUAAUAAAAAAGUGUUCAGUUAACUACUUAA
This is a messenger RNA of Priapulus caudatus, 1353 nucleotides long. RefSeq names its product SRR1-like protein. The transcript has 6 exons. Bases 162 to 1160 code for a protein of 332 amino acids. The record is from RefSeq and is a predicted model, not a curated record. NCBI's taxonomy places the organism in Eukaryota, Metazoa, Priapulida, Priapulimorpha, Priapulimorphida, Priapulidae. Gene Ontology annotation, biological process: microtubule-based process. Gene Ontology annotation, cellular component: cytoplasm; nucleus.